Heterobasidion irregulare TC 32-1 is the source of this 867-nucleotide messenger RNA. RefSeq lists its product as uncharacterized. The coding region runs from base 1 to 867 and encodes 288 amino acids. The record is from RefSeq and is a predicted model, not a curated record. The transcript has 3 exons. NCBI's taxonomy places the organism in Eukaryota, Fungi, Basidiomycota, Agaricomycetes, Russulales, Bondarzewiaceae.
AUGGCUCAGUUCCAAGACCUCACCCGCCGCCUCCUCGCUGCCGGUGGUGCUAUGGACCCGGAGGGCAAAAGCAUGUUCCUCCUCUACACAGACCGCUCCUCCCUCGUAUCCAAACACUGGACGGGCGAGACCUUCGGUGACCAAGACGUUGUCGCUACCUCCAUCCGCGCGAAUUCCACUGCCUCUUACCUCUUUUCCCCGAACUCCCGUCGCAUCAUCUGCAUCUCUGCCGCCUCUGCCAUUCGCUCGCUCACCUUCAACGAGGACGAAGAGGAGUGGGUCGACGACGCUAUCCCUCGUCACGAUGUCCACCCCGAGGGCAAGCUUGCCACAGCCUUUGGCGCGGACCAUCGCGCAUACGUAUUUUUCCAGAACCCGGCGGGGCAGCUGGUCCAGCUUGACGAUAGAUGGAACCCCACCAUCCUCCCUGCAGAUCCCGUAGUGGGUAGCCCUCUUGCGACCACGGUUGGGGAGAAGAUCCACCUCUUCUACCUUUCGACCAAGGACAACUGUAUCCACUACGUAGUCCAAGGAGACGAAGGGAGCUGGAGCGACAAGGUCGUGUCCAAAGCUGCACUCGAGGGGAAGGUGAAGCGGUUUUCGGUGGGGAAGAACGAGGAGACCGGUGUCUUCGAGGUAUAUGUGCUGACAGAGAAGAAUGGCUUGCUGCAGAUCGUGGGCGACGAGGAUGGGAAAGCCAAUGCGAGCGCAGAGAAGACGGUCUUAGGGAAGGUGGACGAGAACGAGCAAAAGCGGGCAAUGCGGUACGGGCGUCCGGACAACUCGUCUUGCCCCGGCGAGGCCUUGACCAAGGUGCAGUUCCAAUCGAACACCUCGAGCACGCUGCACCACGUCGUCGCUGAUUGA